UCAAUAUAAUCAAUGUGUAAUUUAAUAAGUUGUUUAUAUAAUCUGUGAAUUGUGAAUAUUUAUUUUGUUUUGUAAUUUUCGUUAAGUUACAUAUACUUAAAUGGUUUAAAAGAUUUUAAGUCAAACCUCCUAUGAAUAAGAAAUUAAUAUCUUUGGUUGAGCCUGACCAGUAUUCAAAUUUUGUCUCCUAUCUAAUUUUAAAAAUAUUUGUGGAACACGAUUUUGUGUUUUAGCUUUAUUGAACAGAAAUACAAUUAUCUUUGUACAUAAUGGGGAAAAAGCAAGUUGCUCAAAGAGUAAAAAACAACUUAAAACCGUCAAACAGUGCAAGAACCCAGUUGUUAUUGAGUACAACUGAUACAUAUUCAGCAAUACCAGAUAAACUCAAAUUUCCAUUUGCAGAUGUUUUAGAUUGUAAUGUUAGUCCAGAUUUUCAAGUAGUUUUGAAAAGAUUGAAUAAAAAAGAUUCUACUACUAAACUUAAAGCCUUAAAAGAAUUUGUAACAUUAUGUGAUUCUAAAGAUGAAGAAACUGUUAAAGAAGUAUCAGUUCUAUGGAUUACUCAUUAUGUAAACUUGUGUAAAGAUAAUGAACCUCGUAUACGUGAAUGUACUCAAAAAGCUAUGCGAUCAUACUUAAACUGUGUUCAAAGAAAUGUAGCUCCAUAUCUCAAAAGGUUUUUCGCUCAUUGGUUUGUGGCACAAUUUGACACACAUCCACCUACUGCAUCUGUUGCAACAUCUAUGUUUGAGAACACUUUUCCUCCAAAUAAAAGAACUGAAGUUAUUGUAUUUUGUCAAAAAGAAAUUUUCAAUUAUUUAAUUGAAAACAUUACUAAUCCAGCUUUAUUAAAUACUAAAGUUGACUCAGAUGAAAUAAAAGAAAUGCAAAUAAGAACUGCUACUAGUUGUUUGUAUGCAACAGCAACAUUCUUAAAUUCACUUCCUGCUGAAAAUAUUGAAAAUAUUGAAACAGAAUUGAAAUCAAUGUUGUUAACUAAUUCUACUUAUUGGAAAUUAAAUAAAUAUUCAACACCAAGUGUUCGACAAGCCUGGUAUACUUUAUUAUAUUCUAUACUUUCUAAAUUACAAAGAUUUUUACAAGAUGAAUGUAAAAAAGUGGCCUUUGCUGUGUUUGAUAAUGUUGACGAAGAAAAUAUUACUGUAUCAUGUAUAAUUUGGAAAAACAUUUUAAUUGUUUUAUCUAAACCCGAGUUAAUUGACUUUUGGUUACAAUCAAAUGCUGAAAAAAUCUUCCUUCCAAAACUAUGGAAGGUUUUAUCAUGUUCUAAAGGAUGUAUUUCAUCAGCAUAUGAAAAUAUGUUAGAUCUAUGCAAAGUUUGUCCAGUUAUGAGUACCAUGUCAAAUACAGAAUUCUAUUUGAAGUGUAUUAUUUCAAUUAUACAAGGAUUAGAAAAAAUGUCUACUCGUUUUGACCGUACUAACUUUGUUGCUGGUAUUGAAACUCUUUUCAAUUUUGUUACUUAUAUUUUGAGAAAUAAUAGUAAAAAUGAAACUUUUGGUAAUGAAGUCAUUUCUGAAGUGUUAACUUUGGUCAAGUUUAGUCUUACUGGAAAGUUAGCAAAAACAAUGACACCACCUGUUAUAUCUCAUUUAGCAUUAUUUCUUGAAUUUUUAAGAAAUGAUAAUACAUUUCACAGUUUAAAGAUCACUAUUUGGGAUAAUUUAAAUUAUCUUUUAAUUGGAAAUGGUCUUAAUGAAGAAAUUAUUUUUGACAAUAUAUUGAGUCAGUUACAAGUACACUUAAUUGUUUUAAAUCAUUUGAAAAAUCCAGAAGUAAAGAAAAGAAAAAAUUUAAGAGUCAAAUUUGAAGAAACUGAAGAAGUAUUGUGUCCAGUAAAACAGUUAUUUAAUGAUGAUUAUAAAAAUGAUUUGAUCGAUUUUAUUAAUGUUGUUUUAAAAUUUUAUUUAAAUAAAACUUCAUGUUUUGAAGUAGGACAUCUAUAUGCUAAUCAUGUGUGUCAAGUGCUAUUAAUAUAUAAAGACUAUGGUAUCCAUAGUAAAUUAGCUCAAAUAUUACCUAUCACAGAUGAUGAAAAAUUAUCACCACCAUUUAGGCUUUAUGUUAGUUAUGUCAAAACAUGGAUAGAUAAUGAUAGAAUAUUAACAUAUAAUUCAAUAUCCCUGAUUAUUGGUUUAUUAGAAAUUAUUAUUAAUGAAGAAGAAAGAUCUAUUAUGAUAAAUGAUUUAAAUCAGAUUGGAUUAGAUAUAGUACUUAAAGAAAUAAUGAAGUAUAUUAGUGAAGGAAAUACUUUACCUUUAGCAAUUUGCAGUUGGUUGGAGUCUAUUCCAAUGCAAAAUGAGUUAAAAAAAUUUAUAUCAACUGAAGUAGAUGAAAAUAAAUCAAAUCUACUUAUAAAUUGUUUGAAACAAAAAGAAAAUACAGUAUGCAAGAUGUGGACAAAACUUCUUUUGGAAACUGUUCAUACAAAUCCCACUUCUUCUUUAGUUACAAUGUUGAAACAAAUAUUUGAAAAAAAUUUGAACGAUAAAUUAUUUGUUAAUUCUCAUCUUGAUGUUAUAUUUAACACAAUGGAAUGUUUGAUCCGAACUUUUUUGGAAAAUACACAGGAUGGUGAUUGUAGAGAUCAGUAUGAGCUUAGUGAAACUUGGAAACUUGUGUUGAAGAAUAUGUUGGACACUCACGACUAUGAAGUAAUAAAGAGGUGUAGUUCGGUUAUAACAGAUUAUGUCAAAAUUAUGGGAGUUGAUAUAGAACAUGUAGAAAGUUCAGUAGAUCAAUUUGUCAAAGAUUUUUUGUUAUGUACCAAUCAAAAUAAUUUAUCUGUUAAACUUAUAUUUGAGUUGUUAAAAUGUGCAAAUAGCAUUGAUCACUCAAAAGCAAUUAAAUGUUGCGAGUUAGCGUCUUAUAUAGAUGGAUCAUUAUUCUACACAGGAAGUAAUAAGAACUAUAUAGACACAAAUGGUGAAUGCUUUGAUACGGUAUAUGCAUUGUAUUCACACAUGUAUGUAUUUAUAAAACAAAUAUUAAAAUUUUACACGGAAUCUGAACAACCAUGCAAUCAAUCUAACUAUGUAAAUGAAGAAUUUGUCAAUAUUAUGGCCAAUACAAUAUGCAAUGUAAAUUUGGUUGCUGAUCUAUUAAAAUAUUUUUCUAAUAGAAAAUACUGUUGUAAAAUCAAAAGUGGUAUUUUUGAAGAUACUAAAACAAAUAUAGCAGUUCUCUUACAAUCACAACCAAAAAAUGUGGCUUUUGACAUCAUAAAUACAAUCAUUGAGAAAACAAUUAAUGAUGGACCCUAUUGGAGUAAAUCAUUGGAAUUUGCAUUGGAUAUGUUGUCAUUAUCAGAAGAAGAAUUAAUUACCUUAUAUAAAUCUGCAAUGUUAAAAUACAGUGACAUUCCAGAUUUCAUACAUAUUAUUGUGAUUUUUGUGAAUUUUUGUGGUAUGAGUAACUUAGAAUAUGAUCAUCUUUCAUUAGCUGAUACGCGAUGUGUUUGGAAUAUGCAUUUAAAAAAAAAAAAUAAUAGUGAAACAGUUUCUCAAAUUCAAAAAGUCUUGGAUUCUGAAGAAAAAUUGCUUAUCAAUGAUGAUGAGUUUUUGACAGAAGAAAAGAAAACUAUUGAAUCGAUACGUAACAUUGAGUUCUUAAACUUAGUUUUCCUUUAUACCGAUAAUGCUUCGAUAAUUUUAAAAUACAGCAAAAUAAUAUUUAGGCGUUUAGAAUCUUUAAUGUUAAUUCUAACCAAUGUAAUAGAUAUCGAUGGAAAAAAAUAUUUACCUGUUGGAGUAAUUACUGCUUUUUUGGGCUUAUUAUUUGAAAAUCUGAUGAAAUUCUAUCAUGAAGAGAUUUAUAAACAUGUCCAAGAAAACAAUGAAAACCUUACAGCAUUUAAAUCAGAUACAAAAGUUUUACGCUCUUGUUUGAUGAAAAUUUGGAUAAAGUUAUCUAAUGAGUAUAAUAAUUGUAUUCAUGAAUUAGUGUUAAAAUCAUUGAGCAACAGUAUAAAAUACAUAGAAUUUGAGGAAAUGAACCAAGAAGAUUUGUUCAUUCUUUGUUCAAACUUGAUCAAUUCAGAUUGUUAUACAAUUGAAAUUACUGCUUACAUUAUUUUGGAUAGAUUAUGUGAACUGCGCAAAGUCUUGGUGGAAACUGACACUGAAACCGAUCAAGUACCUUUUGAACUGAGCACAUUACCAAUGCAACAACUUCAAAACUUUGUAACUACAAUGUUAACAGAUAUUAAAAUUGGGAGUACAUUCGAACCCAAACCAUUUACAGUAGAUUUCAAGAAUACUAGGGUGUAUUUAUUGUUAUGGAAUGUAAUAUUUAAAUUGUGUUCUAAACUAGAGUCUCAAGAACGAUACAAGUACAUCUCUCAUUUAAGCGACGAUAACUCAAUUUCAUGUUUGAUGGAAAAUUUGUUAAAGUUAAUGCCUCAUUCUAUUAUUAAAACCUAUGCUAAUAAUGAUGUCAAUCCAAUUAUCAAAGAGCUGUUCAACUUGCGACCUAGCUGCACACCAUCAGAUUAUUGGAACAACAAAAAAUUAUGGCAUUUAGUGUGCUGGACAUACUACAACCUGUUACAUACAUUGCCAGCAGUUGUACGCAAAUGGUGGAUGAAUAGCGAACAUAAAGUGUCUACUUUGAUUGACAAGCUAACAACCAAAUAUGUAUCACAGAGUUUGAUAGUUCAAGAGUUUCAAGACAUUAAACAAGCAAAAAAAAUUGACAAUAUUGUUGUGAAUUUAUAUGAAAGCCGUGGUAUUCUUGUUGUGUCAUAUAUGAUCGAAGAAAUGGCUGUGGACAUUACCAUACAGAUGGCCAGUAACCAUCCGUUGGGCUUGAUUAAAGUCAGCAGUGACAAAAGCAUGAUUAACAUGUCUCAGUGGAAAGUGUGGUUGAAACAACUGGCACUAUUCUUUUCUCAUCAGAAUGGUUCCAUCAUUGACGGUAUAUCCUUGUGGCAGUUAAAUAUUACAAAGAAGUUUGAUGGUGUUGAAGAGUGUUGCAUAUGUUAUUCUAUACUGCAUAAUUCCAAUUAUCAGAUGCCCAAGUCAGCAUGUCGUACAUGUCACAAGAAAUUCCACAGCUCGUGUUUAUAUAAAUGGUUUGUGACAAGCAACAAAUCCACUUGUCCUAUUUGCCGCAAUCUUUUUUAAUUUGUAAACCCUUUAGUUUGAUUGUUACCCGUAAUUAUUUAAUAAAUAAAACUAUGUUUUUAUACAAUUUA
Messenger RNA from Sipha flava (yellow sugarcane aphid), 5215 nucleotides. RefSeq names its product E3 ubiquitin-protein ligase listerin (gene Ltn1). Gene Ontology annotation, molecular function: zinc ion binding; ubiquitin protein ligase activity; ribosomal large subunit binding. Gene Ontology annotation, cellular component: RQC complex; cytosol. Gene Ontology annotation, biological process: rescue of stalled cytosolic ribosome; ribosome-associated ubiquitin-dependent protein catabolic process. The record is from RefSeq and is a predicted model, not a curated record. Lineage: Eukaryota; Metazoa; Arthropoda; Insecta; Hemiptera; Aphididae. The transcript has 20 exons. The coding region runs from base 270 to 5144 and encodes 1624 amino acids.